This is a messenger RNA of Melopsittacus undulatus (budgerigar), 433 nucleotides long. RefSeq names its product ribosomal protein S27 (gene RPS27). The coding region runs from base 98 to 352 and encodes 84 amino acids. Gene Ontology annotation, molecular function: RNA binding; structural constituent of ribosome. Gene Ontology annotation, biological process: translation; ribosomal small subunit assembly. NCBI's taxonomy places the organism in Eukaryota, Metazoa, Chordata, Aves, Psittaciformes, Psittaculidae. The transcript has 4 exons. The record is from RefSeq and is a predicted model, not a curated record. Gene Ontology annotation, cellular component: ribosome; cytosolic small ribosomal subunit.
GCCCCACUUCCGCCCCUGCAGGAAGCCCCGUUCGUGCCUUGGCCCCUCCCCCCUCCCUUGCGCUCCCUUUCCGGCCGCGGCUCAGCUGCUCGCCGCCAUGCCCCUCGCCAAGGACCUGCUGCAUCCGGCGCCCGAGGAGGAGAAGAGGAGACACAAGAAGAAGAGACUCGUGCAGAGCCCGAACUCCUACUUCAUGGACGUCAAGUGUCCCGGCUGCUACAAGAUCACCACCGUGUUCAGCCAUGCCCAGACCGUUGUGCUCUGCGUGGGCUGCUCCACAGUCCUGUGCCAGCCCACGGGGGGCAAAGCAAGGCUCACGGAAGGCUGUUCCUUCCGGAGGAAGCAGCACUAAGGGAUGGAUGCGGCUCCCGUGGGAUCGGCGCUGGGAUGAGGAACAUCCCAAUAAAUUUUGGAUAAAAUAGGGAUAAACGGC